AUCAAGGACAUUGGUAGUAUUUUUAAAUGAUUAGUUUUCUGUGUAGAUUUUAGUGCUUAAAGACCGCAAUUCCAAAUUGACUGCUUUCAGUAUAUCAUUUUACGCGGUUGAUCUAUAAUUCAUUACCUGAGCACACCAGGGGAGGCAGUGUCGUGAACUGUACACUGGUAAGCUACUUGGUGACACCAGGCUUUGUAUUUUUAAUGUGUUUAAUUAUAUUUAAAAUCAAGGAAGGCUUAGGGUUGUGCCUGGUUUUCUUUGAAAAUAUGGAUUUGUUAUCUAAGGGUUGCAGUUGAUGACGUUUUGAUGUCAUAUUAAUAUGUUUGCUGCUGCUACCAAGAGCUUUGUCAAGCAAGUUGGAGAUGGAGGGAGAUUAGUUCCUGUUCCAAGCCUCAGUGAGGCUGACAAAUACCAACCUCUAAGUCUGGUGGUAAAAAAGAAGCGAUGCUUUUUCUUUCCCAGAUAUAAAUUUACUUCAACACCUUUUACACUGAAAGAUAUUCUUCUAGGAGACAGAGAAAUUUCAGCUGGUAUUUCAUCUUAUCAGUUACUGAAUUAUGAAGAUGAAUCAGAUGUUUCACUCUAUGGAAGGCGAGGCAACCAUAUUGUGAAUGAUGUUGGGAUUAAUGUCACUGGAUCAGAUUCUGUUGCAGUGAAAGCUUCAUUUGGUGUGGUGACCAAACAUGAAGUGGAAGUAUCGACAUUACUCAAGGAAAUUACUACACGAAAAAUUAAUUUUGACCACAGCUUGAUACGUCAGACAAAAAGCAGCAGAAAGGCAGUAUUGUGUGUGGUCAUGGAAAGCAUUCGAACCACACGACAGUGCUCGCUGUCUGUGCAUGCUGGAAUUCGUGGGGAAGCCAUGCGGUUUCAUUUUAUGGAUGAACAGAAUCCCAAGGGAAGGGACAAAGCUAUUGUUUUUCCAGCACACACAACCAUAGCUUUCAGUGUUUUUGAACUCUUCGUUUACUUGGAUGGUGCCUUUGACCUUUGUGUCACUUCAGUGUCAAAAGGAGGUUUUGAAAGGGAAGAAACUGCAACGUUUGCGCUGCUCUACAGAUUGAGGAAUAUACUAUUUGAGAGAAAUAGAAGAGUGAUGGAUGCCAUUUCUCGUUCACAGCUUUACUUAGAUGAUCUUUUUUCUGACUACUAUGACAAACCUCUCGGCAUGACUGAUAUUUCUCUCAAAGAAGGGACUCAUAUCCGAGUUAACUUACUUAAUCACAACAUUCCAAAAGGACCUUGCAUACUCUGUGGAAUGGGGAACUUCAAAAGGGAGACGGUUUAUGGGUGCUUUCAGUGCUCCGUCGAUGGGCAGAAGUAUGUGAGACUUCAUGCAGUUCCUUGUUUUGAUGUUUGGCACAAGAGGAUGAAAUAAAACAAAAAUAAUGAACGUACCUUGCUAGUGUUUUAGGUGCACCUGUGCCACACACCUUUCCAAAAUUUUCUAGGUUUGCUUUGAUGAAUUGUGGCAAAGUAAAGAGGGAGAGGAAAGAGAAAUUAACCUGUUUGGGCAUCAUUUUCUUCAGCGAUAAAAGGGAAGAUAAUAGUUUCUAUCCUAUAAAUUGCCAUAAAGGUUAAUAUUGUUUAUGUGAAAAAGGUUUAAAUAUUCAAAACAUAGCGAUUCCUUCAUAAAAUCUGCCAGUUACUUUAGAAGUAUACUUGGGAAUUCAGUCUAUCAUCUUAACUUUACACAGCGAUUUUUCUCAAUAUCAAUUUUGGUUUUAAUUGGCUUUUAAGUCAACAUUUAAGAAUGACAAGAGGUUAAAUGUGGUGACUUUAUGGUGCCUUACCCACUGCCUUAGGUCUGGUAAAAUGAGAAAAAUGUGUUAAUAAUUUAAUGUAAUCCUAAAUAUUUAAUUGCGGUAUCAAAUUAAAAGCACACUGAGCUCAGUGUGGGGUUUUGUGUACACAGUUAACAGGGAGACUGUUAGUGGUAAUGGGCUGCUGUCCUGUAUCAUACACAUGCUCCCUAGUUUUGUCUUUAUAAAAACUCACUGCUGUCAAGGUAAGGCAGCUAGAAAAAAAAAAUAGUUAAGGCAACUAGGACACCUUUAUCUUUUGCCUUUGAAAAUGUUUAAAAUAUUUAACAUAUUUAGUUCUGAGAGCUCAUUUUCAUCUACUCUGUAAGACAUCUGAAAUUUUUCAUACACAGACAACCUAAAUUAUUAAUUUACUCGACACCCUUAUUAAAAUAAUUGCAAAAGUGAUGUUAAAAUUCUAGAACUCAAAAUGUAGUGAUACUAGGUAUCUACUCGUAUAUGCCUGUGAAAGCAUAAAACAAUCAUGAAAAUAUAAAACAUCUGAUGCCUGUCUGCACGUAGAAUGAUUAAAAUGUUACUGUUUAUUUAAAUGUGACUAGGGUUUUUGAAUCAAUCUUCAUUUAAUAUCAUCUAUAAAUUUUAAAAACAGAAGUUUAAAAGCACUUUGAAAACAAUGGGACAGGAUAGAAUUGUGAAUAGUUUGUAUAAAGGGAUGAUUUCCUUGUAUAUCUUCCUUCCACAGCAUUUUUGUUUUGAGCAGAAUAUAUGAGUCAAGUGCAAAUACGAGUAUACUGAUGGCAAAAUAUUCUAGUGACUUUUUUUGUAUGGAUACAGAUAAUGGGAGUCAUUUCCAGUGGAGGUUUUCCUGAGGGAAGUCAAAGAACAAGAAUUCGCGAUUAGCAAGUAAAGAGUUUACAAAACUGGGUACAGGCAUGAAGA
This is a messenger RNA of Panthera uncia (snow leopard), 2702 nucleotides long. RefSeq names its product pejvakin (gene PJVK). Gene Ontology annotation, cellular component: cytoplasm. The coding region runs from base 320 to 1378 and encodes 352 amino acids. The record is from RefSeq and is a predicted model, not a curated record. Gene Ontology annotation, biological process: programmed cell death. The transcript has 6 exons. NCBI's taxonomy places the organism in Eukaryota, Metazoa, Chordata, Mammalia, Carnivora, Felidae.